AUUCACUCAGUCACUUUCUUUAAUUCCAACGAGCAAGGCACAAUUAAAUAUUCGUAAAGACACUAUACUCCGGGUAGGUGAUAGCUUGGUUUUUACAUUAGUGGUGACCUCGACGUGAUUGCUCGUUGGGUCAGUUUUAGUUGAAAGUGGACUAGUUAUAGUGGUCAGUGAGUUGUGACCUUUUGAGUGAAUUAGUGUACGUGCAAAGACUGUUCCGUGGAAAUCCUGGGCGAUUGUUGCUGUCUGGACGAGGAGCAGAUUCAAAGGAGAGGAUUCACAUCAAGCCUUGGCUCAUUGAGGACCCGACCCUGAGUAUUCGGGGGCUGUUCAGGUGAUACCUUUCUAGUUUUUAUUGUUGCUGUGAAGUAGUCCGUGAGGAAGGAGUGACCGACCAGAUUGACAUCGGCGUGUCCGACCGAGAGGAACUUCAACUUUAUUCGUCUAUUAAUCAAUUACUGUCUUGCCUCGUUGAGGGCCCCAUCCUGAGCGUUCGGGAGCCAUAGAGAUAACAUCAUGGAUCGACUGAAGAAGGCGAGGGCUCCAGUUCGAGCUUCCAUUACCAAGACGGUGGAUGGUGUAGUUGCUGAGUUGGCGAAAGGUUCAAAGGACUCGAGAGAACUUACCAUCAAGUUAAGGAAGUUGGAAUCCCUGCAGACGUCGAUCAGAGAACAUGAUGAAAAGGUGCUUACCCAGAUGUUGGAUGACAAUUGCACGGCGGAGUCUUAUGGGGAGGAGAGUGCAGUGAAUGAAGAAUAUUCAGAUAGAAUCAGAGUUUCUAUUAUGGAUAUUGAGAAGAUUCUUAAUGCAGAAAUCCGUCCACCAAGUCCGAGUGCAAGUAGCAGCUAUGUCACCGUGAAUGGGGAGCGUAUCAAAAAGGAUAGAAGCUUCAAACUGCCCAAGAUCGAGCUACAGAAAUUCGAUGGGAGUUGGAAGAAUUGGUUGGGGUGGUGGGCGCAAUACCGUCAGAUUCACGAAGAUGGAGAGUUACCAGUCAACGUGAAGUUUCAGUAUUUGGUGCAAGCCAUCGUCCCCGGAUCAGAAGCAGAGAAAGUGAUCAAGAUUUAUCCGCGCUCGGAUCAGAAUUAUCCAUUGGUGGUUGAGAAGCUGAAGUCCCGGUUUGGUGAUGAGAAGAUUUUACGCCAAAUUUAUAUUAGACAAUUGUUGGGCCUGGCUAUCAAUAGCGCCGCGGAUUCAAGAGAAGAUGCCGACGUGGAAGAGUUGCAUGACCAGUUAGAAGGUCAUUUGAAAAGUCUCGAGUCGUUGGGGAAAGUUAGUGAUCCAAGUGAACUCAUUUAUCCAUUAGUGGAAUCCAGUCUGCCACAGCAAGUGUUACUCCGUUGGCAGAAUAGUAACUUAAGGGUACGCGAGAAGAAAUCGGAUUCAACUUCUGCUACCAAUUUAGAAAAUUUGAUGGAGUUUUUGCGGCUGGAGGCACAGAAUGCCAAAGAAAGAAAAUUUGUGUUGUCAACCUUCAGGCAAAGUCCAGUCAAGAAUAGAGAGAAAGUAAACGUGUAUGCAGAGAGUGAAUGUGAAGAUUUCCCCACUGCUGCCGGUCUCUAUUCAAGUCAUCAAGCUGAGCAGCGAUGUGUCUUUUGUGGAAAGUCGAAUCACAAAAGUCAGAAGUGCUAUAAGGCUCAGACAUUACCUCUCGAGGAGAAGAAGAUCCUGGUGAAGGAGAAUCGGGGAUGCUUCAUCUGCCUGGGAAGAGGACAUUAUGCAAAUGACUGUACCAAGGAGGUCAGUUGCCAAACUUGUGGACGGAAACACUACUCUGUGAUGUGUCCUGGUCAGGUCCGAGAUGAGGAAGUGACGUCAAUUAAUGAAGAUGAAUCAAGUAGUUCGGUGGAAGAAACCAACACAAACUUCAGUCAGGGAUGCAAAAGUAAAGUUGUCCUGAUGAAGACGCUUCGUGUCAAAGUGGGCGGAACAAAUGGAGCCAAGAAAGAAGUCCGGCUACUUUUCGACGAGGGAAGUCAGAGGUCAUACAUCAGGACGAAGACAGCCCAGGAAUUGAAAUGUCAAGUAGUGGAAAAGUUGACUCUGCAAAAUAGUUUGUUCGGUGGACAUGUGACCAGCACCGAAGAAAAGAAUUGUUAUCGGGUCAACGCCAGCGGUAUCGAUAGGAAGGAUUGUAAGAGGAUGAGUCUCCAGUUGGUCAACGAGGACUUUAUUUGUGGAGCAUGCCCAGCGAUCCCACCUGGCCCUUGGUGUAAAGAGUUGGCUCGGAAGAAGAUCCACACGACAGACACUUCAGCGUCCGAAGUCGACAUAUUGAUAGGAAGUGAUCUGUGGGGAAGUUUGAUGACCGGAAGAAUGGUCAAACUUGGAUGUGGAUUGAUCGCCGUGGAAUCCGUGUUUGGAUGGUCUAUCAGCGGAGUGGUUCCAGGUGUCAACAAUAGCAAGUUGAAUUACGCUGGUGUCGUAAUUAGUUCAAUUGGAAGCAAAAGCUCUGUAGAGAAGAAAACUCAAGAAGAGCAACAACGAGUCGAGAAGACCACUCAAGAUAAACGUGUAAAGGUCGACGAGUUGAGACGGUGGGAGCGAAGUGUUGUGGGGGUUCCAAGAAUCGGCCAGCCUGCCAUGAGGGGGUGCGGAUUGGGAAACGCAACAGCUUCACUCCAAAGAAGUCAAGAUUACUCUCGACAACAAAGGAAGAUGGAAGCUUGUAACCCCAUCGGAUUCAGUCGUCCAGCCUCUAUUAAGCCGAAGAUGAAGGUGCAGAAAGUGGUGGAGAAGAAUGCCGAAUGGUGGGAGCGACCGACCCCUAGGAUUUCAAGAUGUCAAGACAAGAAGCAAGUCCAGAAGGAGCCGGAAGUUGGUGGCUUUGGACUAGCAACGUUGGCUAUGGCGCAUAAUCGAGGAUAUUCUAAUAGAUACUUAAUCGAACAGAGAGUCCUAAAUACGUUACGCUUCAUAAAAAACAACAUGACCAACGUCAACGGCUGGUACUAUCACUUUAUCGACAUGUACACUGAGGAACGGUGGAACACGGACGUUGAGCUGAGCUCGAUCGACACGGCCCUCUUGAUGGGAGGUGUAGUCACUGUUGGUCAGUACUUUAAGGACAUACCAGAAAUUGUAUCGCUUUCGAAAGAAAUUUAUGAAGCGGUUGAUUUCGUUUGGAUGAUGAACGGGACAGAAUUUAUUAACAUGGGAUGGAAACCAGAAAGCGGGGUUUUAAAUGACUCAUGGAAUCGUACUGGCUAUUGGGUCGCCUACUCACCCGAUUCCGAUCAAUGCUUGGAAUGUGUUUUCGAGGUAUGCAUUUAA
Folsomia candida is the source of this 3270-nucleotide messenger RNA. RefSeq lists its product as uncharacterized. The record is from RefSeq and is a predicted model, not a curated record. Lineage: Eukaryota; Metazoa; Arthropoda; Collembola; Entomobryomorpha; Isotomidae. The coding region runs from base 514 to 3270 and encodes 918 amino acids. The transcript is spliced from 5 exons. Gene Ontology annotation, molecular function: nucleic acid binding; zinc ion binding.